Molecule: messenger RNA, 1413 nt
Organism: Metschnikowia bicuspidata var. bicuspidata NRRL YB-4993
Lineage: Eukaryota; Fungi; Ascomycota; Pichiomycetes; Serinales; Metschnikowiaceae
Product: glucan 1,3-beta-glucosidase
Exons: 1
Coding region: 1-1413 (470 amino acids)
Biological process (GO): glucan catabolic process
Cellular component (GO): extracellular region; cell surface
Molecular function (GO): glucan endo-1,6-beta-glucosidase activity
Source: RefSeq, a predicted model, not a curated record
AUGUACCAAACAAGAUCAAACUUCGGCGCGAAUUUAGGCAGUGUGUUUUUGAGAGAAAAAUGGAUAUACCCCUCGUUUUUCAAAGGGGAGCAGAAGACAGAAUUUGACAUCAUAUCAAGUUUCAAGAAAAACAAAGAAAAGGGAAGAAGAGAGAUGGAGGCUCACUGGACUUCAUAUUUCCUGGAUGAAGACUGGGUGGAACUAACUAGAAACAAAGUCAACUCUUUGAGGCUUCCCAUAGGAUUCUGGAACAUUGAUGGUGGGAAGUAUACAACUGGAACAAUCUUUGAGGAAUAUUCAGAGAUGUACCGGAACUCUUGGCUGAUUAUCAAAUCUCACUAUAUUGUACCUGCGGCCAGAAGAGGAAUUUCUAUCUUAAUAGACGUUCAUGGGGUCCCUGGUGGUGCCAACGACAAUGAUCAUAGCGGAGCAUUCUAUGGUGGUGCAACAUUCUGGACCACCCCAUCAUUCCAAGAGCUCUUUAUUAAAGCAGCAGUGUUCGUUUUUGAAGAUUUGAAAGAGUAUGAUAAUAUUUCGGGAAUCCUGUUAAUCAAUGAGGCUUCCUAUAAUUUUAAUCUGCAACAGCAGAAUUUCUAUGCUGCGGCAAUUAAUGCCAUACGUGAGAAAGAAAAGACGAUCCCUGUGGUUAUCUCUGAUGGCUGGAAUGCAGAUUCAUGGAUCCAGUGGGUUAGCAGCAAUCAGAACCCCAAUGCUCCAGCGGGCAUAGUCGUGGACCACCAUGUUUACAGAACCUUUACUGACAAGGACAAAGAACGAUCAGCAGACGAGAUUAUUGCCGACUUGAAUCACGAUUUGCUUCCCAGCGUGAACAAUGACGGGAACGAUGUGGAUUUCAUGGUUGGUGAAUGGUCAUCUGUUAUGGAUGGCCAGACAUGGGCAAGGACUAAUGGAGUCAUCACCCCUUCAGACGAUAAUGACCCUCGGCGUAGGGAGCUUGUUGCAGAAUUUAAUAGCAAGCAGACGGAACUCUUCAGGAAGAGAGCCAGCACCGGAUCAUACUUCUGGACGUACAAGUUUGAGUCAGGCUAUGGGGGCGAGUGGGAUUUCCGUCAACAAUUGGGCCGUGGGUUUGAAGCUCCUCAAGUAUCUGUCCCAGAUGAUUCAACUUUUAAACGCACACUUGCAAGAGACUAUACCGCACAUAAAAACUACUGGGACAGCCAGUACCCCAACGGAAAAUUUGAACACGAACGAUACAAGGAGGGGUUCGUUACAGCGUGGGAAGACGGUGUCACAUACGCGAAGGCCGGCGCUUUGGUUGGCAGAAAGCACGCCAUAAAAUCUGUUAGGUUGCAAGAGCACUUGCAGAGAAAGGGUUACCUGGAAAACAUAUGGGAGUGGAAACAGGGCUUCGACAAGGGCUUGGAAGAGUUCAACAAAAAUGCUAUUUAA